Molecule: messenger RNA, 1076 nt
Organism: Geodia barretti
Lineage: Eukaryota; Metazoa; Porifera; Demospongiae; Tetractinellida; Geodiidae
Source: the annotation of a GenBank genome assembly
AUAGUGCAUGCAUCCCAAAGAUGUCUCUGAAGAAGCUAUGUUUGCUGGCUGCUGUAGCCGUUCUGUUUUGUGUGUACGCUGUAGGACAGUUACUGCACGUGCUCUUCGCGCUCCUCAGAAACCCACGCAAAGUGAUGAAAAGGACAGCUAGAGACAUUCCUCCAGCCUGUCUGCUGGACCCUGCUCUGGGCUCCCACGAGUACGUGACGGCCAAUGGACUAAAGUUCCACUGCGUCUGUGCAGGAGACACGUCCAAACCUCUCAUGUUGCUGCUUCACGGCUUCCCCGAGUUCUGGUUUUCGUGGCGUCAUCAAUUGAAGGCCUUCUGCAAAGACUACCACGUGGUGGCUGUCGAUAUGAGAGGGUAUGGUGACACGGACCACCCAGUGGGGUCCUCAGAAUACUCCUUCAACCACCUCACUACAGACAUUGUCGAACUCAUCCCCGCCCUCGGCCACUCCUCUUGCGUCCUCGUCGGCCACGACUGGGGAGGCGUGGUCUCAUGGAGAGUAACUCAGAGGUAUCCGGAGUUGGUUGAUAGACAUAUUGUCCUGAACUGUCCUCAUGGAAGGGUGUUCAAAAAGUUCCUUGAGAAUAGCUGGACACAGUUGAGGAGAUCUUGGUUCAUAUUCUUGUUCCAGAUCCCGAGACUGCCUGAGGCUCUGAUCAGUCUCCAGGACUACCAGUUUCUGGAGCAACUCUUCACCAGCCACACCUCAGGAGUCAAGAACAGAGAUCAGUUCCCGGCUGAAGUGGUGGAGGCCUACAAGUACACGUUCUCCAGGCCAGGAGGGCUCACUGGACCCAUCAAUUACUAUCGUGCCAUGUUCUCAUCUCCCAAGGACAGCUUGCCUCGCGAGAAGUGGACAAUUUCUGUCCCAACUCUCAUCAUAUGGGGAGAUGAUGAUCACGUGCUGCAGAGAGAGAUGGCAGACUGCCACGACACCAUCUGCUCUGACCUGACUGUGAAACAUAUUCCCAACUGUAGUCACUGGGUCCAGCAAGAUGUGCCGGACCUCUGCAACCAGCACAUGACUGACUUUCUCUCUACUAAAUCUGUUUCAAUGUAGUUUAUG